Ziziphus jujuba (common jujube) is the source of this 1419-nucleotide messenger RNA. Its product is annotated as protein FAR1-RELATED SEQUENCE 5. The transcript has 4 exons. The record is from RefSeq and is a predicted model, not a curated record. Lineage: Eukaryota; Viridiplantae; Streptophyta; Magnoliopsida; Rosales; Rhamnaceae. The coding region runs from base 159 to 995 and encodes 278 amino acids.
GUCAUAAGGAUUGAGCCCCCAUAUUUACAAGCUGAACCUCUCUGGCCCCCCCCCCCCCUCUCUCUCUCUCUCUCUCUCUCUCUCUGAGCCAUCGAAACCUAAGCAACGCCCUUCCAUGUUCUUCACGAUCAUCUAAACCAGGAUCGUCGCGAACUUUCAUGGAGUUUGGGGUUGAUGGAACUAUUAAUGGUGAGGUCUUGAGAAAUUCUGCUGACUUGGACGUUAGUAGAGUAGGUGAUGAAAAUGAAACAGCUGGAAGUUCUAUUGAAGGGGUAUUUCAACAUGAUCAUGAUGAAAAAAUGAUUCUAGAUUCCUCAGGAAGGGAUAUACUUCCAACAGGAGCGCCUGCAAUGUCAAUGGUGUCAGCAGAUGAGCCCUAUGUGGGGCAGGAAUUUGAAUCUGAAGCAGCUGCACAUGCAUUUUACAAUGCAUAUGCUACUCGUGUUGGAUUUAUAAUCCGCGUAAGCAAACUAUCUCGGUCAAGGCGUGACGGAUCUGCAAUUGGUCGUGCACUUGUUUGUAACAAAGAGGGUUAUAGAAUGCCUGACAAACGUGAAAAAAUUGUAAGGCAAAGAGCGGAGACAAGGGUUGGUUGCCGGGCAAUGAUUUUGGUGCGGAAAGUAACUUCUGGUAAAUGGGUUGUUACAAAGUUUGUUAAGGAGCAUGCUCAUCCUUUGACACCUGGAAAAGGUCGUAGGGAUUGCAUUUAUGAUCAAUAUCCGAAAACAAUAUUACUUUGGAUUCUAGAGAGCACCAAGAAAAGUGUCUUCAACUGUUCAAUUGGCAUUGGCCAUAAUUAUAAUGAACAUGACAAGAUCAGAGAAUUAUCACAGCAGUUGGCUGUAGAGAAAAAGCGAGCUGCAACCUAUAAAAGACAUCUAGAACUGAUAUUUGAGCACAUCGAGGAGCACAACGAAACCUUAUCAAAAAAGAUUCAACACAUAGUAGACAGUGUGAAGGAGAUGGAAACCAAAGAGCAGCAAGGCCAUAGAUAGUUGCAGCUAAAAUUGCCCCCAAUUUUUUUCUUUUUUGUCUGAUAACAUGUCGAUUUGGGAAUGGUACGAAGGACAGUGCUGGUGAAGGGGCUCAUUAUUUUGAUUUGAAUUUUGGCUAAAUACUAGGUGCUUUUGUUCCAGCUUUUAGGUGUCCGGUUAGUUUAUAGCUUGAAAAUGUUUGGUCCAAUGGCAUUCAUUGGAAUAUUUUGUAAAAACGAUGCUCCAAUUUCUUGAAAGAAAUGAGUAGUAGUAGAAGAAAGUAGGUUAGUCAUGUAUAGUUCCAUUGAGCCCAUUGUCGGGGAAAAAAGUUGUUAGAUGACUGAAAAGGAGGCAUUUGGAUGUCCCAUGCAUUGCAUUGUGUCUCUCAUGUGGAAUUUGAUAAGUUUUAUAUCUGUAUAGCAUUUUAAUAUUGUUUCUCUCUUCA